AUGAGUAUUGGAAUGUGUAGAAGCUUAUCGAGAGCGGAUCUACAUGAGCUUAACGUGCAAAUUCCGAAUCCCGAAGCCACGAAGCCACGAGGAAUGACGGAUGUGGCUUGUGAGGCGCAAGGUCAAGGUGCGCAUACCCAUGAUCGCCGCGGCUCGGCGCUGCUAACCCGCUUCACCCGCAGUGCGACGGGGAACGACCCCACUGCGCUCGAUGUCUACGAGGCGGCCAUCGCUGUGACGGAUACGAUCGAUCCCGAAAUGGGCCAUAUCAACUUCCGAUGUCAGCAGACGUCGAAUCUGUUCGAGGUCUUCCCGACCGUCAUGAAUGGCAAGAAUAGCCAACUACUUGACCGGGCCAUAUCAGCGCUUGCUGCUGUCUUUGUGGGCAAUAAAAUCGACGAUGAACAGUUGGUUCGACAUGGUGUUGGCCUAUACAAUAACGCCAUUCAAGUGUUUGCACGUCUCAUACCGCGAUCUGGGCUCCCGGUUCAAGAGGUUCUAUGUGCGAAUGUUGUAUUUCAACUAUAUGAGCUUAUAAACUGCACAUCCGGAUUCUCGGGAUGGACAGCGCAUAUGGAAGGCGCCAACGCUGUUCUCGCUCGACACCAACAAUCCCUGGAAAGAGACAAAUUAUCCUCAAUGUUACUUCGCCAGCUGAAACUAUCAAAUAUAUUCCAUGCAAUAGGAAAAUCCAAAUCAGCCCUCGCUUUUUGCCCGAUGUGGCGGUAUCUAUCACCUAGGGACUCGGAUGAUCCUAUCGACGAAAUCAUCGACAUCCUUAUGGCAUGCACCAGUCUCCUCGCUCGAGAAGAUGACUUGCAAUCUACAUAUGAUAUCGAGCAAUUAAUCCAGCAGUGCUGGGAUCUUCACAUGCAAACCAUGGCCUGGAACGAUAAGCUCAAGCUAAUUCAUGGAAAAUCGCUCUACACUAGGGUUCCGGACGAGACCAAAGUCACUCGAACUUCAUCCAGCAGGAACGUCUUACCAGAUAGAUAUGAAUUCAUAGCCCUUGAAGUCGCAGAGUCACACAUGCUCUGCUGGACUGCAAUGCUCAUAAUGUACUCUCUUUUCCACCGACUGGAGAUACACAAAAAGCUUCUUUCUCCGGGAUACACGUCCGAUAAAGAAGCAGAAACAUUCCUUAAAGGAGCACAGCACUACGCCACGCAGAUCUGCCUUGGCGUGGGCUACUUCCUUCAACCGCACAUGCAUAUCCUUGGUGGGCAUAACUUGCUCUUCCCGGUGAGCAUGGCGUCUCAGUUCUUUCUCAUCAAUGAACUGCAUGGCCAGUACCAGUGGUGCCAGGAGGUCUUCAUUGCACUUGAGGCUGACGGCCUAGGGCUCGCCAGUGUUCUGCUAGGGACACCCUGGUCCAGAUACAAAGAAAGCAGUCCACCGGUGAUUAAAAUUGAAGCUGAAGCUGAAGCUGAAGCUGAAGCUGAGGUUGAAGCUGAGGUUGAAGCUGAAGUUGAAGCUGAGGCUGAAGAUUUGGGGUACGAUGCUUGA
Penicillium atrosanguineum is the source of this 1506-nucleotide messenger RNA. RefSeq lists its product as uncharacterized. NCBI's taxonomy places the organism in Eukaryota, Fungi, Ascomycota, Eurotiomycetes, Eurotiales, Aspergillaceae. The transcript is spliced from 5 exons. The coding region runs from base 1 to 1506 and encodes 501 amino acids. The record is from RefSeq and is a predicted model, not a curated record.